Arctia plantaginis is the source of this 1944-nucleotide messenger RNA. Lineage: Eukaryota; Metazoa; Arthropoda; Insecta; Lepidoptera; Erebidae. The record is from the annotation of a GenBank genome assembly.
AUGCCACAGACGUCUACGGUAGUGCUUAUAACUAAACAACUGGCGCUAGCAACUGCUUUAGAAAUAGACAAAUUUUCAAAAGUCGAUUUCAGGGAAAAAUCGCGUGUGGUCUUGGGCCACAAUUGCACUCUUGGACCCCAUCUUCGUGUCCUAGAAUAUGCCUACCAUCCUGACUUCAACAACAAUUACUACAGUGCUCUAGCCAUGGUACAGAUCAAAGGAACUAUAAGACAAGAUUGCUCUAGUGCAAUGGUCAGAGUCUACAAAAUGGAGUAUGUGGACUUAAACGAGUGCAGAGAUUAUUACAGAAGAAAUGACUUGGACGUCGAAAGUUUAUGGCCGAAACACGUUUCAUGCGCUAAAAGUUUAAAAGGUGGCAGUUGUAUGUGGAGAAGUGGGACCGUGCUUGUAACUAAACAACAAGGAAAAUGGCGAUUACUUGGAGUCGGUGUGUAUGGUCCUGGAUGUGAGGCUCCAUCACGAUUUCUUGAUUAUGGCAGGUACCACUAUUGGGUAGCCAGAUCCAUCGCUAGGAUUGGCAAAGUGGCUGUCACCAGAAUGGGUCCUGGCCAUCUUAUAUUACGACGAUGCAAGUUUUUUUUCUAUUUGCUAACACUACACUCUAAAUCCGAUUAUUCUUGCAUUGUUUUACGUAUAUGGCAUAAAGGCGAAGUAACCUCCAAGGCAUCACUCAAACUUCAUAAAUGGUGUCACAGUCCAUAUAUGAUGUGUGGAUCAGCAAAUUCUAUGACAAUAUUUUUCAACGUAGAAAUAACUUUUGAACAGCAGCUGGAAUACAAUGUCAGAGCUUUUGGAAGAGAGUUUAAGUAUAUUGAUGCUAAAAGAAUUUUAUAUUACCUUAAUCAGAGAAAAACUCAUCCACCGUUGCCGUGGGACAAAACGGAUGCUUUGUCAAUGUCAUCAUGUGGAAUAGACAAUUCACCAGUGAACAUGGUGUACGAAGGUCAAGCGCAAAUCGAAACUUAUCCAUGGCUUGGCAUAUUGUACUACCCCAUACACUACAAACGGUUCACAACGGCUGUGGUUCUCGUUACAAGACAGUUAGCCCUGGCUGCUGCUUCAGAGAUAGAACGACUACCUAAAGAUGAUUUUAGGGCCCGUGCCCGUGUGGUGCUAGGUCACAACUGUAGUGGUCCUCACCUCACAAUACGAGACUACUCCUACCAUCCAGAAUAUUCUUCUAAAACAUUCAGUGCCCUAACGAUGAUUCAGUUGGAAACAGACUUAUCAGACUUAAGUGAGAAUCGGAUGGCCAGGGUUCGCCAUGUUAAAUUGCUGAAAAGCUCUUGCUUGUCUUUGCAGUUGGGCUUCGGAGUUUAUGGUCCAGGGUGUCAGGCACCGUCGAGGUUCCUGGACUAUGGCAUGUAUCACAAGUGGGUGGAGCGUAAUGUUCAGAGAAUUGGAAGACCAACUAUCACAACGAUAUCAGAUAAUCAUGUAAUAUUUAGGAGAAUGUCGGGUCAUAUACAGAGAUUUGGUCCAUGUGAUAGAGAAGAGACUGUAAGAGAAUUGUACUCGGACAGGGAUGCUAUAGAAGUAGCUGGCUAUAGAAAUGGACACUUUUCAUAUAAUGUCUCAUUAUAUGCGAACGUGGAAUAUUCAUGCGUCACAUUUAGAGCAGAUCAUAGCAGCUCCAAAUUAAAAGAAGCACCAAAAUUACACAUUCAAAGAUGGUGUGCAGGGUCUACAGGAAUCUGUUUUGGAUUUGGCUAUCUGUCCAUACAUUUCCGAAUAUCUGUGAGAUUUAAGGACAAUUUUAGGUUCAUAUUAAGGGCAUAUGGGCAAGAAGCUAAAAUAGUCGAUCCAAGGAAGGCUAUAGAAUAUAUAAAUCUAAAAAUGCAAUAUCCUACUAUUCCAUAUGUUCACGAAGUUCGUGACAAGAUGAAAAAUAGUGCUUAUGGCCCAUACAUAUACACGGUGUAA